Messenger RNA from Sebastes umbrosus (honeycomb rockfish), 1512 nucleotides. Its product is annotated as M1-specific T cell receptor beta chain-like. The record is from RefSeq and is a predicted model, not a curated record. The coding region runs from base 108 to 1130 and encodes 340 amino acids. Gene Ontology annotation, biological process: response to bacterium. Lineage: Eukaryota; Metazoa; Chordata; Actinopteri; Perciformes; Sebastidae. The transcript is spliced from 5 exons.
UAGGACAUACAGUGUCACAUCAGGUCGGCCAAUCAAACGCAGUCUUGUCUCUGAAGAGUGGAGAAAGCAUCUACGUUCUUUUCACUCAACACAGAAAUCUGAACACGAUGGCAUCUCCAAAGUUUGUCUUCUAUCUCACAUGUUUGCUCUUGGGGAAAAUGGCUCAUGUGACCAGUCUGAAUUUUUCUGUUCGUCAACAGAGAGGUUUUGUAUCAGCUAAUGUUGGAAACAGUGUAACUUUGCAAUGUUUCUGUGAAGGUAGUGAUCCAGCAUGGCUUUACUGGUACAAACAAACACCGGGACAGAAACCACAGCUGAUCUCUUCCACAUAUAUGCAUGAUAUGAGAGUCACUUUUCAUCAUGAAUUCAAGAACAAUCCACGCUUCACAGUGGAUAAGGAAAACAGUAACCAUCACUUGACAAUUUUGGAUUUGCGCAUUUCAGACUCAGCUAUUUACUACUGCGCAGCUAGUGCGUCAUACGUCUUGUAUUUUUCGGAGGGCACUCUAGUCAGUGUACAGGAUUCAGGUCUGAACAUCCCGGCUUUGGUCCAGCAGUCAGCAUCUGAGACCGUCCAGCCAGGAGGCUCUGUGACUCUGAACUGUACAGUACACACUGGGACCUGUGAUGGAGAACACAGUGUUUACUGGUACAGAAACUCUGAAGAAUCUCAUCCAGGACUCAUCUACACUCAUGGAGGCAGGAAUGAUCAGUGUGAGAAGAAACCCAACACACAAACACACACCUGUGUCUACAACCUGCCCAUAAAGAGCCUGAACCAGUCUCAUGCUGGGACCUACUACUGUGCUGUUGCCUCAUGUGGACACAUACUGUUUGGAAACGGGACCAAGCUGAACUUUAAAGAUGAGGAAGCCUCUCUUGUCUUGGUGUAUUUCUUGAGUGGAGCUUUGGCAUUCACCACCAUCCUGGUUGUUAUACUGGCUCUAAACAGCUGCCAAUGUGCAGAGUCUCAAGCAAGACUUUCAGCUUCCUCCACAACAAAUGCAAAGGGUUACCAACACGGAGAAACACUCUACAACGCUGCUUUAAGUGUCAACCUGCACAACAGAUCAAGAGGACAGAGGGAUCCGACCUGGAGUGAAUGUGUGUACUACAGCGUCAAGCAGUAGAACCGGACAUUUUGCAUUUGUACUUUUGCGUAAGACAGGGUUUUCUUCGUGCCUCUUUUAAAGUGUAAUAUAGAUGUAUAUCUAAGUUUGAAAUAAAUAUACUUUUAUAGCUUCUUUGUUGUCCUGCAGCAAAAAAUAAAUCACUCUUCUUUGCUAAUGUGCUUAUUUAGGAUACAAUGUUCUUGCAAAUACACCAUGUAUCUAAAAUGAUUCUUUAAUUAUUAAUUAUUUUUUUUCAGAUUAUUUUAGUACAUAUGCAUAAAUGUCUUUUUAUGACUUAUCCAGUGUAUUAAGAAGCUCACAUUCAUCGAUGCUGUAAAAGUCGCUUGCAUGCUUUUAGGAUCAAGAUCAUCCUAUACUUUUUAUCCAUCCUAAUUUUUUU